Eurytemora carolleeae is the source of this 761-nucleotide messenger RNA. Its product is annotated as myosin regulatory light chain 2. Gene Ontology annotation, cellular component: myosin II complex; cytoplasm. The record is from RefSeq and is a predicted model, not a curated record. The transcript has 3 exons. NCBI's taxonomy places the organism in Eukaryota, Metazoa, Arthropoda, Copepoda, Calanoida, Temoridae. Bases 100 to 666 code for a protein of 188 amino acids. Gene Ontology annotation, biological process: post-embryonic development; locomotion. Gene Ontology annotation, molecular function: myosin heavy chain binding; calcium ion binding.
GGGGACUAUAGAAAACAAGGUGGAGUAUACAGGAUAAUAGAAAACUCAGUCGUCCUUCCUACCUUCAUUGUACAGGGGCACUCAUAGAAUCCCAACAGCAUGGGCAAGGGUCAGAAUGAGGGAGGUUUCUCCCAGGAACAGCUUGACAUGUACAAGGACUGCUUCAAGCUUAUGGACAUCAACAAGGAUGGAACCAUUGACAAAAAUGAUCUCCGAGGAGCUUUUGACAACGUCGGUGUCCUCAUGACAGAAUCAGAACUUGACGGCUUGCUGGGAGAGAUUGGAGGAGCUUGCACCUAUGACAACAUGGUCAAGAUGUUCCAGGAGAAGAUGGCUGGAGACGGUAACGACUCUGAUGAUCUUAUCAUCCAGGCCUUCAAGGCUUAUGAUGUUGAAGGUAAGAUUGAUGUCAAGAUGUUCCAACAUGCUCUCAAGACCUGGGGAGAUAAGAUGACUCAGGCUGAGAUUGAUGAUGUCUUCGGUGAGUUUGAUAUUGAUGAGGACUACAUGGUUAAGAGCAAAGAGGUUCUUGGACUCUUUGUUGCACAGAAGGAGGAGGAGAAGAAGGAGGAGGAGAAGGCACCUGAACCUGAAGCAGCCCCUGAGGAAGAAGAUGAGGGAGAUGCCAAGAAGAAGAAGAAGAAGAAGAAGAAGGCUGCCAAGUAAAUAUUUAAACUGCAACAAUUCUUCGUAUGUGGAUAAUCCUGUCAUCUCAAAUCAAUGCUUAAUGGAACUUUUUGAAUAAAUUUUAAAAAUAUAGA